Molecule: messenger RNA, 761 nt
Organism: Arabidopsis thaliana (thale cress)
Lineage: Eukaryota; Viridiplantae; Streptophyta; Magnoliopsida; Brassicales; Brassicaceae
Product: Cystatin/monellin superfamily protein
Exons: 5
Coding region: 1-651 (216 amino acids)
Source: RefSeq, marked reviewed
AUGUGUGAUAUCGAUGGAAGUUGGGUUGCGUGGCUCGAACCUGCGUAUUUGCUGUGGAAACCUGGGGGCCGUGGCUAUGUUAGACCUUCAUGCAUGACUAGGACGGAGGAAGAUAAGCCUGAGCUCACACCAGAGGAAGAACUUGCCCUUAUGACCAAACAAGUCAAUGCUAGCGAUGGGUUUGAUAUAGAUUUCAGUUCCUUCCUCUGUGUAUUCAACUACCAUCCUGCUAUUCUCCAUUCUGAUCAAUUCGCUGACGAUGAGUUUGAUACUACUGAGGAUUUACUCAAGAGCCUUGCUCAGGAAGCUCUUGAUGACCACAAUGGCAGACAUGGCACAGAGUAUGAGUUUGUUAAAGUUGUUAAAGCCAAUUUUCACUUUGCUUGUGCGAUGAUGUUUCUCAUAACAUUUCAAGUCAAGGAUCCUUAUGAUGACAUGGUUAAGCUCUUCCAAACAAGGGUACGCCACGGUAAACAUAUCACUACUAACUAUGUCUUCUGCAGACCUAAACCCAAUCAAGGAGUGAAAUACUUUGGAAUCAAGAAAGUUGUCAAGAGAGAUAUUGAGCAAGUUGUCAAGAGCCAUGUUCCCAAAGAUGUCGUCAAGAAACAAAAAUUGGAGGAUGAGCCUUUGUGUGCCACAAGGAGUUAGAAUGCAGAGAUGCUGAAUUGUUUUUAUAAUCUAUUUGCGUCCUAGAUGAUGUGACUUUAGUUAAUUACUUAUGGGAGCUCUUGUGUUGCUAGGGAAUGAACUUAUUAUAU